AUGGCUCUGCGACCGCCUGGUGAGGUCGGGCCCCAGGACAAGGUGUGCUACCCGCCGGAGAGGUUUCAGAGCAACCCCCAGCACCUGGCCGCCUGCUACACGCCUUUCCUGCCCUAUGGCCACUACGGGAACACCCUUACCACGGCCCAGGAGGACUACCAAUCUCUCCGGCAGCUGGACUCUGCAGUGUCGGAGUCCCAGGCCAUACUCCCCUUUGCCUUCGGAACGGCAGCUCCGUUGCUGAGCCCGAGCCUGGCCCUACAGACGGAGCCGCUCUAUGAUCUGCCCAGAUAUAGCAAGCUGCCACCGUGGUACCCAAUUCCCCACCUCCCCAGGGAAGUGCCACACUUCCUGAAUAGCGAGUAUACAGGAGCCAGCAGUGACGACUUCGGCCACAUUGGUGGCCAGAGCAACAGUGGCCAGUGUUUUGGACCUGAAACUUUAAUCCCGCGGCCCCCUGUGGAUGCUUCCCUGCAACCUGAAGGUCUGAAGACCUCCCAGUUACCUUGUGUCCCCAGCAAGGGGUCUGAGGAUGUCUCAAACGCCCUGAACCCAGACGAGAAUUCGCCUCAUUACCACUUCACCGCGGAGGACCUGCACUUUGUUCUGUAUGGAGUCAUUCCCAGCUUGGAGCAUCCAGUCAGCCUGCAUCAUGCGAUUUCUGGCUUUCUGGUCCCCACGGGCAGCUCUGGUUCCAAUUCUCUUCCUCAAAAUCUGGAUAAGGAUGCCCUUCAACUACCAGAAGGUCUCUGCCUUCUGCGGACGACAUUUGGUGGAGUCCCACAUUUUGGCGUGUUCUGUAGCACCCUCAUUGCCAAAGGAGUCAGGUUUGGGCCCUUUCAAGGUAAAGUGAUCAAUGCCAGUGAAGUGAAGACCUACGGAGACAAUUCACUCAUGUGGGAGAUCUUUAAGGGCGGUCAGUUGAGCCACUUUGUAGAUGGAAAAGGAGGUGCAGGCAACUGGAUGUCCUACGUCAACUGUGCCCGUUUCCCCAAGGAACAGAACCUGGUUGCGGUGCAGUGUAAAGGGCAGAUAUUUUACGAGAGCUGCAAGGAGAUCUAUCAGAACCAGGAGCUCCUUGUGUGGUAUGGAGACUGCUAUGAGAAGUUUUUGGACAUUCCCGUGAGCCUUCGGUUCACAGACCAGGGCAAGCAAUUACCUGGACCCUCUGAAGAGUCUGCGGAAGGUUACAGAUGUGAACGGUGUGGGAAAGUUUUUACCUACAGAUAUUACAGAGAUAAGCACCUCAAGUACACCUCCUGUGUGGACAAGGGUGAUAGGAAGUUUCCCUGUUCUCUCUGCAAGCGGUCCUUUGAGAAACGAGACCGCCUCCGCAUCCACAUCCUUCACGUACAUGAGAAGCACCGGCCUCACAAGUGUUCUACGUGUGGGAAAUGUUUCUCUCAGUCUUCCAGCCUAAACAAACACAUGAGAAUCCACUCUGGAGACAGACCGUACCAGUGUGUGUAUUGUACAAAGAAGUUCACUGCCUCCAGCAUUCUCCGCACACAUAUUAGGCAGCACUCUGGGGAGAAGCCCUUCAAGUGCAAGUAUUGUGGUAAAUCUUUUGCAUCCCAUGCUGCCCAUGACAGCCAUGUCCGACGCUCACACAAGAAUGACGACGAUGGCUUCUCUGUGUCUGUGGGAAAACCUUCUCAGAUCAAGAAGCGCUCUACUCUCACAUGA
Molecule: messenger RNA, 1686 nt
Organism: Trichechus manatus latirostris (Florida manatee)
Lineage: Eukaryota; Metazoa; Chordata; Mammalia; Sirenia; Trichechidae
Gene: PRDM14
Product: PR/SET domain 14
Exons: 7
Coding region: 1-1686 (561 amino acids)
Biological process (GO): regulation of transcription by RNA polymerase II
Cellular component (GO): nucleus
Molecular function (GO): RNA polymerase II transcription regulatory region sequence-specific DNA binding; protein binding
Source: RefSeq, a predicted model, not a curated record